This is a messenger RNA of Brachypodium distachyon (stiff brome), 1484 nucleotides long. Its product is annotated as bifunctional dTDP-4-dehydrorhamnose 3,5-epimerase/dTDP-4-dehydrorhamnose reductase. NCBI's taxonomy places the organism in Eukaryota, Viridiplantae, Streptophyta, Magnoliopsida, Poales, Poaceae. The record is from RefSeq and is a predicted model, not a curated record. The transcript has 2 exons. Gene Ontology annotation, molecular function: methionine adenosyltransferase regulator activity. Bases 180 to 1082 code for a protein of 300 amino acids. Gene Ontology annotation, biological process: S-adenosylmethionine biosynthetic process. Gene Ontology annotation, cellular component: methionine adenosyltransferase complex.
GUCCGUCGGUGUUUCCAUUCCAGCACCCCAUUCGGCUGUCCCGGGGACGGAGAAUAUCAGCUCGCCUCCGUAUUAUAAUCCCGUCCCUUUCUCGUGGGGGGGGGAUCGAUCUCGCCACCACUCCCCCAAUUUCCACUCCCUCCCUCCUCAUCCCCUCCGGAUCUCGCCACCCCCUCGCCAUGGCCGUCUCCACCAACGGCUCCUCGGCGCCGGCGCUCAAGUUCCUCAUCUACGGCCGCACCGGCUGGAUCGGGGGCCUCCUCGGCAAGCUCUGCACCGCGCAGGGCAUCCCCUUCGCCUACGGCGCCGGCCGCCUCGAGAACCGCGCCCAGCUCGAGGCCGACAUCGACGAGGUCGCCCCCACACACGUGUUCAAUGCCGCGGGCGUCACCGGCCGCCCCAACGUCGACUGGUGCGAGACGCAUCGCGUCGAGACCAUCCGCGCCAACGUCUGCGGCACGCUCACGCUCGCAGACGUCUGCCGCGCACGGGGGCUCGUGCUCAUUAACUACGCCACGGGAUGCAUCUUCGAGUACGAUGCGGGCCACCAGCUCGGCUCCGGGGUCGGGUUCAAGGAGGAGGACACCCCAAACUUCGUCGGAUCAUUCUACUCUAAAACCAAGGCCAUGGUUGAGGAACUGCUGAAAAACUACGAAAAUGUAUGCACCCUUCGUGUAAGGAUGCCUAUUUCAUCUGAUCUGUCCAAUCCGCGCAAUUUCAUUACCAAAAUUACCCGGUAUGAUAAGGUUGUGGAUAUCCCAAAUUCAAUGACAAUCUUAGAUGAACUUCUUCCCAUAUCAAUCGAAAUGGCAAAGAGGAACCUCACAGGAAUCUGGAAUUUCACCAAUCCUGGUGUGGUGAGCCACAAUGAGAUAUUGGAGAUGUACAGGGAUUACAUAGAUCCAAGCUUCUCUUGGAAGAACUUCAACUUGGAGGAGCAAGCCAAGGUUAUAGUAGCUCCGAGGAGCAACAAUGAGCUUGACACUGUUAAAUUGAAGACGGAGUUCCCGGAACUUUUGUCAAUCAAGGAGUCGCUGAUCAAAAAUGUUUUCAAACCAAAUCAGAAGACGACCAAGGCUUGACAAAUGGAACGGUCUGCACAGAACCUUGUGUGAUGUUGUUUAUUCAAUACAAAUUGACAUUGCUCUCUGGUGCUAAUCAAUAAGCACGCAUGAUAUUUCGUUUAUUCUAUCCCUGUCGUGUGCAUUAUUAUUGCGGAAGAUAGUUUCUCACAGGAAGUCAUACCCCUUGUUGUAAUCAGAUUGUUACACAGAACAGUAGAAGGUGUUAUUAUCAAGAUCCUAUGAAUACAAUGGGAGAUGGUUUUAGUGAGGAGGUCCCUUUGUUGUAUCAUAGAAUUGGGGUACUUUAUAUUAUGAAGUUCAUUAUGUGUCUUUGGACCCCCCAACUAUAUGUUUCCUGUAAGCUACUGCUAUGUUGCAUUUCCAUGUCCCAGCCAAUAUAGGAUGGUAUCGACUCUACUA